CUGCUCUGCUCUGCUCUGCUCUGCUCUGCUUCUCUGGCUGGAGCAGUCUUCUGUUUUUAAUUCCCGGCCAUCGCAUUCUUCGUGAUCUUCUCCCCUCCCCAUCUCGUCAUGCAUUCUCACUCAUCAAGGCCCAGUCUGGCCUAGGUCUUCUCUUCCGAUCUGGACUGCCUUAUGUCUUCUUCUCGUCUGUAUCCUAUAUCCUAUAUCCUGCAUGUACAUACCAUCUCUCUUCCUCGCGCAUUCUUCGGCUGCUGCCGUUGCUACCACGGUCUCGGAUCGCCCUGCUAUAUAUCGAACCUAUAUAUCGGCACUAAGCCGUCGAGACCUCUCUUCAACCCUUCCCUCAUCUCCUCAACCUUCCGUCUAUCUGUCAAAUGCUAAUACCCUUCGCUACUGUUCAAGAAAUGAAGCCGUCUCAACGCCUUACCUACACCCUCAUACAGAACCAUGACUUAUCAGCUCGUCAACGAUCAAAGUCAUGCAAGGCCAAGACACUCUACUUUCGAUGCAUGCACACAGAUCAUACCCUCAUCUACUGACCUUAUAGCUUGCUUGUUUGGUCAUUCACAUACAAGCCUUUCUCUCAUCAGUCAGGUGCUGCAUUCUGCUGCAGAUGACUAUCUGACUCUACGUCUAUCAGACUUUGAGAGAAGGGGUCUUCAUUACAAAUCAGUCAAUGUGUAUUCAGUAUUAUUCAAUAUGUAUUCCAUAAGAGGCAAUUACAUCAUGAC
This is a messenger RNA of Myxozyma melibiosi, 731 nucleotides long. RefSeq lists its product as uncharacterized. The transcript has a single exon. The record is from RefSeq and is a predicted model, not a curated record. The coding region runs from base 212 to 451 and encodes 79 amino acids. NCBI's taxonomy places the organism in Eukaryota, Fungi, Ascomycota, Lipomycetes, Lipomycetales, Lipomycetaceae.